Messenger RNA from Geodia barretti, 1152 nucleotides. The record is from the annotation of a GenBank genome assembly. NCBI's taxonomy places the organism in Eukaryota, Metazoa, Porifera, Demospongiae, Tetractinellida, Geodiidae.
AUGAACGCAAUGAAUGACACCCCAUCGCCCGGCAGUCGCGUAGUCGUCGCAAUGAGCGGCGGCGUAGAUUCGUCGGUGGCGGCUUUGUUGCUGCACCAGGAAGGUUACGAAGUCAUCGGCGUCACCAUGAAGCUUUACGACAUCGAUCAGGCCGACCUGCCCGACUACUACCGCGGUUGCUGCACCAUCGACGACGUUGAAGACGCCCGCGCGGUAUGCCGUAUUCUGGGUGUGCCCCACUAUGUGCUGAACGUGCAGCGCGAGUUUCGCACCUUUGUAAUCGAUUAUUUCCAGAGCGAGUAUGAGAGCGGCCGCACUCCCCAUCCCUGCAUCGCCUGCAACGACAAGAUCAAGUUCAGUUUCCUGGCCCAGCGUGCCCAGUUGAUGAACGCCACCCACGUCGCCACCGGACACUACGCCCGCAUCGUAGCCGGCGGUUCCGGCGCCUGGGAGCUGCUCCGCGGCGUCGACGCCGGCAAGGACCAGUCAUACGUCCUGUUUGGAAUGCGGCAGGAUCAGUUGGCCUCGACGCUCAUGCCAAUCGGUCACUACCCCAAGGACGACAUUCGCCGGCUCGCCUCCGAUGCCAAUUUCCCCAACGCCGACAAGCCCGACAGCCAGGACAUCUGCUUCAUACCCACUGGCGAUUACCGCGAGUUUCUGCGUCAGCGGACGGACGAACACCCCGGCGACAUCGUUGAUCCGGCGGGUAACGUCCUGGGCCAACACGAAGGAAUCCAAUAUUUCACCGUCGGCCAGCGCCGUGGCCUGGGCCUCUCCGGUGGGCCGCCUCGUUUCGUCAUCCGGCUGGAACCGGACACCCGCCAGGUCGUCGUCGGCUCCGAAGAACAGUUGUACGGGGAUAGUUUCUACGCCGACCCGGUGUCCUGGGUAUCGGGAGUGCCACCCACCGGUGAACUCAGUGUCACAGUGAAAAUCCGCUACAAAUUUGCCGAAGCCCCGGCGACAGUUACCCCGGUCGGCUCCGGAGCAGUGGUACGUUUCCAUAACCCUCAGCGAGCCAUCACCCCCGGUCAGGCGGCGGUGUUCUAUCAGGGUGAUUCGGUGCUCGGCGGCGGCGUUAUCGCCGGGGGUAUUCCGCCGGAAUCGCCCGAACCUGCGGUGGGACGAACAGCGCCUGCCCAUGCCUGA